UCAAGUUGGUGGAUAUAGAGAGAAGAUUCCUGUUAGUUACUUCCUGGUUUUGAGAGAGAUCAGUCCAAAAAUCUUCUAUUAAAUACUUAUUUAUAUAAAAUUGCUUUAAAUCCAUUUUAAAGAUACAUCUUUGGUGAAUUUUAAAGAAAUGUGCUCCAGGUUUUUCUUUUAAAGGAUGAUGAAUUUAAAGUCAGAUCCUACACAGAAAUAUGAGGCAGGUGGGCUCUGGCAAAUCAAAUUUCCUUGGAUUCCAGUGUGCUGUGUAUUUGUAAAAUACAAAACACUUAGAAGCCCUGUGGUGAUAUUUUUGAAGAUAAACAGUAAUUAAUUGUGCUGAGAAAUCGAACCUUCCCUCCCCCUUACUGUGUCUUUGUGAGUACUUUACAGUGCAGGGUAAAUAUUAUUACUGCAAACAUCAGAAAUCGUUUAGAAUUCCUAAAGAUGUCUAAUGUAUGAGCACAGCACGUGCAGUUUUAAAGAAAUACAGGAAAGGUAAACAGUGGUACAUGGAGGGUGCAGGGUUUAAAUUGAGUUUUGGGAAGAUGUAUUGAUUGGGAUCUCUAAUCCUGACACUGUGGGAAUGGUUUCAGCACGGAUUCCAUGGGGUUUGGAAGUACCUGCUGAGGAGUUGGGGCUCCAGGCCGAGCAAGAAAGAUGCCUCAGGACUCUUGCAAUGGAUUCUGAAGGUCACCACUGCACUUCCACAGAUAGACCAUGACACUUAUUCCAGUGGGUGCCACGUACAGGAGGCCCUUGAAGUGGGUUUUUGUGUUUCUCCUGCUGUUUUCCAUGGUAACAAUGUUGUACAUAACCUCCUUUCCUUCCAACACUGUGCUUGAGAAGGUGAACCUGAUGUAUUUUUACGAGUAUGAACCCGUUUACAAGCAGAACUACCUGUUCACGCUGCGGGAGCGCUGGAAGUGCCGGGACAUCCACCCAUUCCUGGUCAUCCUGGUGUCUUCCAGCCCGAGGGAUGUGAAGGCCAGGCAGGCCAUCAGGAUAACGUGGGGCUCUCGGAGCUCCUGGGGGGGCCACCGAGUCCUGACCCUGUUCUUGCUGGGGCAGGACACCCAGAGGGGAGACAACGCGGCAGAGCUGUCGGUGGAGGACGAGAGCAUCCUCUAUGGAGACAUCAUCCAGCAGGAUUUCGUGGACACCUACGACAACCUCACCCUGAAGACCAUCAUGGGGUUCCAGUGGGUCUCCGAGUUCUGCCCCAGCACCAGGUUCCUCAUGAAGACUGACAGUGAUGUCUUCAUCAACGCCCCCAACCUGGUGAAGUUCCUGCUGCAGUGGAAUUCCUCGGAGACCCUUUUCACUGGUUACCCCCUCAUCAACAACUUUGCCUACAGGGGCUCUGACAAAACCAGAUCCAUCUCCUACCAGGAAUACCCCUACAGGUUGUACCCUCCGUACUGCAGUGGGUUGGGCUAUGUCCUGGAUGGAAAGCUGGCCCUGAGGAUUUAUGAGCUGAUGAGCCACGUCAAACCCGUGAAAUUUGAGGAUGUUUAUGUUGGAAUUUGCUUAAACAUUCUUAAAGUCAACGUCAGUGUUCCAGAAGAUGCAGAACAGUUCUUCCUGUAUAAAGUUAAUUUUGAUGUCUGUAAGUACAGGCAUCUGAUUGCAGUUCAUGGCCUUACACCGAGUGAACUCAUCCAGUCUUGGCAGGAUUUGUCAUCCAGCAAUUCCGUGACUUGCCUUUGAUUCUGGAUUAACACACAAACUGAAAAACCUGUUUGGUGUAAAAACAACAUUUAAAGGGCAGGGAAAUGCAAACCAAAAGCAGUUCUAGAGAUGCCUUUGACAACACUGCAGUGGCAGCAUUUCCCUGGAACAUCCCAGUAGUCUUAAAUAAAAAUACCAGGAAUUCACAAAGCACUUUUCCACGUGGGUAUCCCACACACUCAGGGUACUUUGGAAUGCUCAGGGUACUUUGGAAUGCUCAGGGUACUUUGGAAUGCUCUGUCCCAUCUGCCUCAGACACCUCCCCACAUGGUCAGCUACAGGGAUUUCUGCCUGAAUCUUCUGGAAUGGAUGAAAAGUCACCAAGGAAUAAUGUUUAUGCCAAGAAACCAGCUUUGAGGAUGCCUCCCAAAUUCCUGCCUGGAUUGUUUUUACGGUUUUAUGGCCACUCUCCAUUAUUUGUUCUCUGCCCAGUGUGAAGCAAAACAACCUUCUUUCUGUGCCUCACCUCUGUGACCCUUCUGAGAAUGUCACACCUGGGUAUUUAAAUGUAUCACCUCUGUCAGGCUUCCAAGAACAUUCCAAGCCUGUGGGAUCUGCAGGAACUGAUGGGAAAUUCUGGGAAAGUGGGGCACUUUCUGUGUGUGUCUCUACAGACAUAAAACAGAAUGGCUUUGGUGUCUUUGACAGUGUUCCCAGACUCCUGGAGGGCAGGUGGAGUUCACUGGUUAUGAGAUAUCCCAAAACCACUGGGAUAAUCAACCCCCAUAUAUAAACAUCUCUCUGUGUGUACUGAUGCAUCCCAAGAGCUUUGGAAGCCACAGGGAAGAUGAAAGCACAAUAAUUUCUCCUGUGAUUUAUGUCUGCUUUUCUCAAUUAGUUUCCUUCCCCCACAUUUUAAAACACGAAAAAGGAAGAACCCCCCGAUAUUUAUAUUUAAAGAAGACAAACUCUGCCCUCUGUGUAAAGACCAGUUUUUAAUCACUUUAUUCAUAUCAGCAAGGCCCAGUUUUCAGUAGUUUACACUUCUAAGAGACAACAAUACAGAAUUUUGCAAUUGCAUGAACAUAAUUAAUCUGGACACAUCCACUACACGGGGAGGAGACUACGGUGACAUCCUGUCCAUGGAGCAGCUCCUGUUCCCAGGGAUUUUGCCUGGCAGAAUUCCACAGUGUCUCCUAGAGACAAACCACAAGAGGUGCAGAAACCUCCAGGACCACGGUGGGGGGGAGGUUUCAGCAGUGCCUUCAUUCCCUUGUGGUCAGGAUUGAGUUUGGCUCUUUUCCAACAGCUGCACGUGGGGUUCGGGUGGGAUCGGAGGACGGGUUAUUUUUUUAGGUAUAAAAGUGAGGUUUUGGGGACAACACUCUCUAGACAAGAUGUCAGUGUUCUAAGGAUGGAUGUUAAGCUCGAAGUUUUUAAAAAAUAAGAGGUUUUGUUUUUUUUUUGUUAAAUAGCUGAAGAUACAGAAUUGGGUAACUGAGGGAAGGAUGCUCUUGUAUUUCCAGAAACAGGUACAACUACAGCUGUGCCAUGGGUUUAGGAUCUGGGAUUUGAUUGUUCUGUGGGCAGAUCCUGAGAGCUCUUUGAGAGAUAUUUGCCUUGUUCUAUGAUUGUUCUUACAUCUCAGAACCCAAACCCCUCUGUUUUUUAGAAGCCUGCCAUGUCACGUGUUCAGAAAUAAAUUAUUUGCCACAAGAA
Corapipo altera (White-ruffed manakin) is the source of this 3384-nucleotide messenger RNA. It is a transcript of the gene B3GALNT1, whose product is annotated as beta-1,3-N-acetylgalactosaminyltransferase 1 (globoside blood group). The transcript is spliced from 2 exons. Gene Ontology annotation, molecular function: N-acetyl-beta-D-glucosaminide beta-(1,3)-galactosyltransferase activity. Gene Ontology annotation, cellular component: membrane. Lineage: Eukaryota; Metazoa; Chordata; Aves; Passeriformes; Pipridae. The record is from RefSeq and is a predicted model, not a curated record. The coding region runs from base 715 to 1704 and encodes 329 amino acids.